Molecule: messenger RNA, 132 nt
Organism: Perkinsus marinus ATCC 50983
Lineage: Eukaryota; Perkinsozoa; Perkinsida; Perkinsidae
Exons: 2
Coding region: 1-132 (43 amino acids)
Source: RefSeq, a predicted model, not a curated record
AUGGACGAGGUGGACGGCAUAUUUAGAGGAGACAACGGAGCCUCCGUUGUCGGACAACUUGAAGUGCCGCACUUAUUCAACUCAUCAAGAAGAGCAAGGUGGGGANNNNUUUCGGAAUGGGUGUAUCGAUGA